This is a messenger RNA of Eruca vesicaria subsp. sativa (arugula), 2333 nucleotides long. The record is from the annotation of a GenBank genome assembly. Lineage: Eukaryota; Viridiplantae; Streptophyta; Magnoliopsida; Brassicales; Brassicaceae.
AUUUCCUCACACAAACCUUUCUUCCAUAGUAAUCUGAAUCGCCGCAUCUUAAUCUCAACAGUUUUAGGGUUCUUCAGACUACUGAUGGGUUCUUACUCUGCUGGAUCAUUUGACAACUUCCACUACAAUUACAAGAUUGACUUUUCCAAUUUGGGAAAUGGGUUCUAUCUCGAUAAUCAACCUUUUUUAGAAAGUCCAUCUCCUCUUCCUCCUCUUCCAGAGUCAUAUACUCAACAGAAUCAUGCUUGUGCUGCUACUGUUGAUGCUGAUGCUGAUGAUGAUUUCACUGACUCUGUUCUACAAUACAUAAGCCAAGUGCUUAUGGAAGAAGACAUGGAUGACAAGCCUUGUAUGUUCCAUGAUGCCUUAUCUCUCCAAGCAGCUGAGAGAUCUCUCUAUGAAGCUCUAGGCGAAAAGUACCCUGAUUCCACACCUCUGACUACUACUAGCCCUGUUCAACUGGCUCAUAGUCCUGAUGGGUUGAGUGAUAUAACUUCUUCAGGUUAUACCUCAAGAACCACUUCCUCUGAUUGGAGUUUUGAUUGUUUGGAGAACAACAAGCCUUCUUGGAUGCAAACACCGACCCCGAACAACUUUGUUUUCAAGUCCACUCCCUCUAGAUCCAGCCCCAAGCCCGUUAGAGGCAGUAACGCUGCUUUCAGGUCAAGUUUUAGUGAUGACUUGGUGUCCAACAUGUUCAAGGAUAGCAACUUGGCUUUCCAAUUCAAGAGAGGUGUGGAGGAAGCAAGCAAGUUCCUACCAAAGACUACUCAGCUGGUUAUAGACAUGGAUAAUAAUAAUAACAACUAUGUUCCUUACCGAAUGAUCGGACAGAAAAGUCAUUACCGUGAAGAUGAGCAUUUGCCUGAAGAAAGAAGCAAGAAACAAUCAGCUGUUUAUGCAGAUGAAACCGAACUAUCUGAAAUGUUUGAUAAGAUUCUCUUAUUUGGACCAGCCGAGGAGAACCCUACAUGCAUUCUCCAAGAAAAGGGACCUCCCAAAGCUUCACCAAGUCCCAAAGGCGAGACAACAACACAUUCAAGGGUACAGAAACUACCUGCUUAUGUGAAAGAGAUACCUGACUUGAGAACCCUUUUGCUCUCAUGUGCACAAGCCGUAUCCGUUAACGAUCAUAGAAGAGCUGAAGGAUUGUUAAAACUGGUUAGGCAACAUUCUUCAUCUUAUGGAGAUGGAACAGAGAGGUUAGCUCAUUACUUCGCAAACAGUCUUGAAGCACGUUUAGCUGGGACAGGUACACAGGUUUACACAGCCUUGUCUUCCAAGAAAACAUCUGCUGCCGACAUGUUGAAAGCUUACCAGACAUAUGUAUCCGUCUGUCCGUUCAAGAAGAUUGGUAUAGUGUUCGCUAACCACAGCAUCCAGCAGAUGGCUAAGAAGAUAAUGCCUAACACCAUACACAUCAUAGACUUUGGGAUAUCUUAUGGUUUCCAGUGGCAUUCUCUGAUUCAUCGCCUUCAUUGGAGACGUGGCUCGUCCUGUAAGCUUAGGGUAACAGGUAUUGACUUGCCUCAACGUGGGUUUAGACCAGCUAAUGGAGUUAUUGAGACAGGACAUCGCUUGGCUAAGUACUGUAAGAAGCUUAACGUGCCAUUUGAGUAUAAUGCUAUUGCGCAGAAAUGGGAGACGAUAAAGUUGGAGGACUUGAAGUUGCAAGAAGGAGAGUUUGUGGCUGUGAACUCUCUCUUUAGGUUUAGGAACCUUCUAGAUGAGACGGUGGCAGUGGAUAGUCCUAGAGAUGUGGUUUUGAGACUGAUACAGAAGAUAAGACCGAACAUCUUCAUCCCUUCUAUCUUAAGCGGUUCAUACAACGCGCCUUUCUUUGUAACGAGAUUUAGAGAGGUUCUGUAUCAUUUCUCUUCUCUGUUUGACAUGUGUGACACGAAUUUGACUAGGGAGGAUCCGAUGAGGGUUGUGUUUGAGAAGGAGUUUUACGGGAGGGAGAUCAUGAACGUGGUGGCGUGUGAGGGGACGGCGAGAGUGGAGAGGCCUGAGAGUUAUAAGCAGUGGCAGUCGAGGAUGGUGAGAGCUGGGUUUAGACAGCUUCCGGUUGAGAAGGAGCUGGUUCAGAAACUGAGGUUGAUGGUUGAAAAGGAUUAUAAGAGCAAAGAGUUUGAUGUUGAUCAAGAUGGUAACUGGUUCCUUCAAGGAUGGAAAGGGAGACUUGUUUAUGCUUCUUCUUUUUGGGUUUCUGUGUAGUGAAUGAUGUCUUACAUCACAAGAAACUGAUUUAUCUGUGAGGUUUGUUGUUGUCUCUUUGUUCACACAUUGACCUUUGGAUUUGUAUAUUUUGUACAGUUUUUAGUAUUAUUUCC